Molecule: messenger RNA, 1728 nt
Organism: Solanum tuberosum (potato)
Lineage: Eukaryota; Viridiplantae; Streptophyta; Magnoliopsida; Solanales; Solanaceae
Exons: 5
Coding region: 1-1728 (575 amino acids)
Biological process (GO): DNA transposition
Molecular function (GO): zinc ion binding; DNA binding; transposase activity
Source: RefSeq, a predicted model, not a curated record
AUGACUAAUCCCGGUAGUGAUGUGGUGAUCAACUUAUCAAAAGAUGCAAUGGUACAAGGAAAAAGAAAAUUUCUCAGAAUGUACAUUUGCUUUAAUUCAAUGAAGGUUGGAUGGAAAGAAGGAUUAAGACCAUUCAUAGGACUUGAUGGGACCUUUUUAAAGGGCCAAUGCAAGGGGCAAUUACUGGUGGCUAUGGCACAAGACUGCGAUAACUCUUUCUAUCCAUUGGCGUGGGCUGUAGUGGAUAAGGAGACCACUACGACAUGGACAUGGUUCUUACAGUUGUUGGAGAAGUCAUUGAAUCUGAAGAAUGGUGAUAGCAUCACAUUUAUGUCUGACAUGCAGAAGGGAUUACUGAAUGCAGUGGAAAAUGUCCUUCCAUUAUCAAACCAUAGAUAUUGUGUAAGACAUGUUGAGGCCAAUUGGAUGAAGAGAUUUAGGACCGGAGAGAUGAAGAAACUUAUGUGGUGGGCUGCUUGGUGUACUUAUGAAGAAGAUUUUAAGGACCAAUUGAAUGCUCUUGGUGCAUUAUCAGAGGAAGUUGCUAAAGAUUUGGUCAAGUUUCCACCACAAAAAUGGUGCAGAACAUAUUUUGAUACUGUGUGCAAAAAUCAGAUGGUAGAUAAUAAUUUCACUGAAUCCUUUAACUCUUGGAUCUUGGUACCUAGAGGUAAGCCUAUCUUGAAGAUGCUUGAAGAGAUUAGAGUCAAAAUAAUGAACAGGUUGAGAAAGAAGGAAAAAGAGGCAGAAACAUGGAACAUUUAUUACAAACACAGUCCAAAGUGUAUGGAAUUGUUCAUUGCCUACAGUAAGAUUGCCAACUUAUGCAAGCUUGAGUUUAAUGGGGACCUUGGGUUUGAAGUGUCUGAGGGUGAAGAUAGGCACAUAGUGAAUAUUGUGGAGAAGAAGUGCAGUUGCAGGUCUUGGCAGUUGACUGGCAUCCCAUGCCCUCAUGCCAUCAAGGCAUUGCGCUACAAAAAUAUUGAGCCUCGAGAUGAAAUAAGUUGGUGGUACACUAAAGAAGCCUAUCUUAAAACAUACGGGGCCAAGUUGUUGCCUAUGAGAGGUGAACAAUUCUGGCAAGUAUUGCCAGAACAUGCCAUGGACCCACCUGAUCUUGUGAAAACUGUUGGAAGGCCAAAAUUUAAAAGAGAUAGAGAAAAAAAUGCAGCAAUCAAAAGAGCUGGAGAGUGGUCUCACUCAAGAAAAGGAACUAAGAUGACAUGUAGCAAGUGUGGUUCACAAGCUCACAAUGCAAGGUCUUGCAAGUCUAGUGAGGAAGGCAGCAUUUCAAGUCUUAAGAGGAAGAGGGGCAGGACUGAAGAAGUAGAACAAGAUGAAGAAGUUUUUGAUGUCAAUAGUUCAGCCCCUCAACUAACUCAAGAAGGAUUUGAAAGUGACAUAUUUGCACCAAGACAGAGACAAUAUGAACCUUUUGGUCCUACUAGAGAACUUGAAAGUGAUCCUGUUUUAAGGCCUCGUAUAAUUUUUGAAGAGUUAACAAGGCUUAAGAUGAGGCAGAACCAACAAACAAGAUCUGCCAAUAGAGUGAUCACUUUCAGAGGUGAUCAUAGAGGAAUGAGUGAGCCUACAGAUUUGCCUUACUCACCCACUAAAGUCACAUGGAAAGGAAAAGAAGCUAUGACUAGUAAUCAGUUGGAAAGGGCAAGAGAGAAGAUGGUGGGGAAGUUGAAGACCAAGAAAGCAAAUAGAAGAUCCCAAAUUUAG